AAUAUUCCUUCUCGCUGUUUCAGUUUCGACAUCGUGGCGGUGCUGGGGUGGUGCCUGGUGGCACAUGGACGACCAGCACAAGGAAGAUGUUGGCCGCCCCCUUCAACGAAGAAACCUCCGUGAAACCCGGUUCAGCACCUGGUCCCUUCAAGACCAAGGAAGCACCAAACUACGGGACAAGCAACCGAUUCUCGGAUCAUGACAACCGAAACUCCUUCCAGUACCAUGGCGUGUAUCUAGGCAACGGACGAGACACGAGACUGUUGGGGAAACACUUGAUCCCGAUCAACAUGCGCCUCCACCACACGGAACCCGACUUCAUCAAACACUAUUCUUUGAAACCGGUCGACAGGAACUUCGACUCGCUGUACCACGACUCGUUCGAGGGCAAACCCACGCCCUUCCCGCCCGUCCAUCGGAGGUUUCCCAAAACGUACAAGGAACCUGCCGAGGGACCGAUCAAACUGGACACGACCACGACAGACCGGUUCAGAAGCCCGGAUGUUCCAUAUAAGACGCCAUUACACGUGCUAGCGUUGUCGCAGGAGCCCUUUCCCAAACACAAUCGUUGGAAAUAUUCGUAUCAGCCACUCAAUAGAGUUUACCCACAGUACGACACGACGACGAAACCUCUAGUAGACAACAUCUUCAACCGUUACGGAGCUGACUUUAUGACACAAGGAGAGAUGAAUAAUAGUUUUAUAUACUAAUUAAUAUCCAAGUGUGUAUUUUCACAACCAUUACGGAACUGACUUUACGACACAAUGAGAAAUGAAUAACAGUUUUAUAUACUAAUUAAUAUUCAUGAAUAUAUUGUCACAACCGUUACGGAGCUGACUUUAUGACACGAUGAGAGAUGAAUAAUAGUUUUAUAUACACUGUACUAAUUAAUAUGCAUCUAUAUACUGCCAUACCCGUUUUCAGCAAUGAUGCUCACUGUAGUGCUUUGCUUUAGCACUGGUGACAGUGAAUAUAGUUCUAAUCUGCGCUUGGGGAAAUUGUAUGCAUAUAAAACUAGAGGACACGCGAGCUACAACCUUUUAUGUCAUAUACUGAUGCAAAAAAAAAGGCAACACAUGGAGUUGUUGAGCAAAUUUAAGUUACUGCUAGAUAGUAAUAUGGGUCUAAAUUUCAAAAGUUUCAACUUCUGAAACUAUGGUUUGAGAUUUGUUUUGUUUUCACUUACUAUUUGUGAUUCUUUAUUCCUUUCCAUCAUGUAAUAUAUAUUUCAUAUAUACUGUACGUUCAUUCAAAUUGAAUAAUUAUGUUUAGAUAAUUUAAUUCGCUGCAUGAACGUAUGCAUUGAGAGCACUAUAGUAUACUAGAAUGUAAUAUUAAAACUAUUAAGAAGCAUCAUUUUUAUUAACUAUUUGGGGGUGUCAAUAAGCGUACUAGACCGGGGGGGGGGGGCAGGGCGGGGGGGGGGGGAGCAGGGCGGGGCAACUGCCUCUCCCCAGUGCUGGAGCAAAACAUAAAAUUCGGGUAAAAAUUAUAUAAAUAUUUAGGCAAAAUGUGCUAAACUGAGACCUUUUUACCAUGUAUUUUCAUCAUUCUACCCUCAAAAUUAAUUGUAAACAUGAAUAGUGAUUCGUUUGCAAUCUUAUAUAGUUGUAAAUGUUGUUAUCCAGAUUUCAAAAAUGGGAUCCCGUACGCAUAUUGGGGUGUCAUUGUUUGUUUUUUGUUUUUAAAAACUGUAAAAAGGAGGAAAUUAUUGUUACAUUUUCUAAUGUAUUCAUACACCGGGUUUGCAGUUUACUAAUAUAUUUGCUCAGAUUGAAUAUGACAAAAGGUCAUGUGUAGACAGGUCAGUUCCUUUGCAUCAUGUUAUCUUGACCAGCUGAAAGGAAGAACAAUGGGACGGGGUGCGUGCGUCUACCUUGGGAAAUUCUAUAUUUAUUUGUGAUAUUUUUAACUGUUAUGUACACGAUGACAUUUACUUUGUUAGACAAUUCAGUAUUAAAUAUAUAUAUUUAUUUAUUGAUAAGAAAAUAAAGUUUAUACUAAAUUGUU
Molecule: messenger RNA, 2010 nt
Organism: Gigantopelta aegis
Lineage: Eukaryota; Metazoa; Mollusca; Gastropoda; Neomphalida; Peltospiridae
Exons: 3
Coding region: 87-710 (207 amino acids)
Source: RefSeq, a predicted model, not a curated record